Molecule: messenger RNA, 1224 nt
Organism: Parastagonospora nodorum SN15
Lineage: Eukaryota; Fungi; Ascomycota; Dothideomycetes; Pleosporales; Phaeosphaeriaceae
Exons: 2
Coding region: 1-1224 (407 amino acids)
Biological process (GO): positive regulation of DNA-templated transcription, elongation; regulation of transcription by RNA polymerase II
Cellular component (GO): cyclin/CDK positive transcription elongation factor complex; nucleus
Molecular function (GO): cyclin-dependent protein serine/threonine kinase activator activity
Source: RefSeq, a predicted model, not a curated record
AUGGCGCCCGUCCCUUCUCCCACCGACCGCGACCGUGAGCGCGUUGGUCCGCAUCCAUCGUAUAUCGAGAUUGCCAAGCCCUACAUUUUGCAGUCUAGGAUACACAAAUGUCUUUCAGAUAUCAACAUGAGCGACGCCAAAGAGGACAUUGUACGCUUGCAGGGUGUAGCUUGGAUUGACCAAGUGCGUCGUGCGCUUCAACUGCCCAUCCGCACAUUCAACACGGCUGUCACAUAUUACCAUAAGUUCAGGCUGCUCCAUUCGGACAACGAGUACAACUGGGCAGACGCAAGUGCCGCGGCACUCUUUACAGCAUGCAAGAUUGAAGAUACCCUCAAGAAGAGUAGAGAGAUUCUCUGCGCUCAUUGGAACCUGAAAGUCGGACCCGGGGAGAGCUUGAGUAGCGACGAUCCGGUAUCUAAUGACGAGCAGCGAUUUGAUAAUCACUCCAAGCUCAUCAUUGGCCUCGAACGCCUCAUGCUCGAAAGCGCCAGCUUCGAUUUUCGGAAUCGAUACCCUCAGAAACUUAUGGUCAAGCUUGCACGAGCACUCAAGAUGGACAAGAACAACGCUUCCAAGACGGCUUGGAACUUGAGCAUAGAUCUCUACAGGACAUUUGCACCAUUGAAGCAAUCUGCACCAACCAUGGCUAUUGCAUGUAUAGAGCUUGCGGCGCGUUUGCAUGACAUGGACACAACUCGCAUCUCUAAUACAGGCAUAACGAGAUACAACAAAUGGGCUACCAGCAGAGCUGAAGUUAUGGAGACCCUUCUGGACCUUCUGGACCUUUAUACCCACCAUCGCGGCCUGACGUCUGUUGGACCCUUGUACACACUUGAGACUUUUAUCGAUAUUCGCAUCGGACUCAACCAAGAGGCCUCUGCAGCCAAUAUACCCCGUUACGCUCAGUACGCUUCUGAAGCUGCGGCUGACGGCCAGCUUGGUAUCAACGGACUCAAGCCACGCAAUGGUAUCGAUCCUACGAGCCCUCUAACACCUGCUACACCAGGAACUGCAUCUCCAGGCAAUGCCCAAGCACCAACUUCAGCCAUUGGUAUUCGCGGACAAAACGGCACUGUUCGAUUCAUGCUCGACGCAGCCCGCGCCCGCGACGAACGCAAUGAAGUCGACCGGUUUCACAAGAUUGAAGAGGAAGAAUACGAAGUCGAAGUGCCAAUCGAGAUUCGGCCUGAGGAUAGGGACAAGAGAAGCAGAGUGCGUUAA